Calliphora vicina (urban bluebottle blowfly) is the source of this 5721-nucleotide messenger RNA. RefSeq lists its product as uncharacterized. Gene Ontology annotation, biological process: telomere maintenance; DNA repair. The record is from RefSeq and is a predicted model, not a curated record. The coding region runs from base 1 to 5619 and encodes 1872 amino acids. NCBI's taxonomy places the organism in Eukaryota, Metazoa, Arthropoda, Insecta, Diptera, Calliphoridae. The transcript has 4 exons. Gene Ontology annotation, molecular function: DNA helicase activity.
AUGGCGCACAAAAAAUCUUUGGAAGCCCUUGAUCGCACUUUACAGGACUUAAGAAGUAAUAACAAAAUAUUUGGAGGUGCAUUAGUUCUAUUAGCUGGCGAUUUUCGUCAAACGCUUCCGGUAAUACCGGGAUCAACGCCAGCUGAUGAGCUAAAUGCAUGUCUAAAAUCAUCAUACCUUUGGAAACAUGUUCACACACUAAAAUUGACGACUAAUAUGCGUGUUCAGUUGCAACGUGAUGCUUCAGCUUCAACUUUUUCCAAACAAUUACUGGAUUUAGGGAACGGUAAAAUGCCAAUCCAUCCCACAACAAAAUGUAUAACAUUUCCAUCUGACUUCUGCAGGAUGACGCAAUCUAUACAAGAGUUAAUAAAUUGCGUUUUCCCCAAUAUCGGACAAAAUUUUAAAAACAAGCAAUGGUUAUGUGAACGCGCGUUACUGGCAGCCAAAAAUAUAGACGUUAACUCCAUCAACAGCAACAUUCUGAAUACCAUCGAUGGUAAUCUAAAAAUUUAUAAAUCAAUCGACACUGUUGCAAAUAUUGAGGAUGUCGUCAAUUAUCCAGUAGAAUUUUUAAAUUCGUUAGAUUUGCCGGGCUUUCCACCACAUGACUUGCAGUUGAAAAUUGGUGCUCCUAUUAUUUUACUAAGAAACAUUGAUCCACCACGACUUUGUAAUGGCACUCGACUUAUAGUAAAGAAAUUAAUGAACAAUCUAAUCGAGGCGACCAUUAUAACUGGAAAGUACAAUGGAUCAGAUGUAUUGCUGCCACGUAUUCCGAUGAUAACUUCGGAAAUGCCAUUUGAUUUUAAGCGAUUGCAGUUUCCUAUUCGCCUAGCAUUUGCAAUGACAAUUAAUAAAGCUCAAGCGUUGUCUUCGCAAUCUCAAAGAGCAAAUGAAACUUCGGGAGAACGAGAAGCUCGCCUCAGAACUGAAGCGAGUAGAGCUUCAACGUCUAGAGCAGCUGCGGCUUUUGAACAAUACAGCGAACGUAUUGAAAGGGAAAGAUCGCGAUCAUCAAUAGAGCGAGCUGUCGAAUCAGAACGCGAAGAACGACAUCAAAGUCAGCGACAACGAUCCACAAUAUCACGAGCUAACGAAACGCCGUCAGAACGAGAACUACGCAUAGAAAAUAUGCGGCAGCAUGCCACAACAUCACGAGCUAACGAAACACCGCCAGAACGAGAACUACGCAUAGAAAAUAUGCGGCAUCAUGCCACUACAUCACGAGCUAACGAAACGCCAUCAGAAAGGGAAGGGCGCCUUCAAGGUCUGCGUCACCAUGCCACAACAUUGAGAGCAAAUGAAACAUCAGAACAACGAGAAGCACGCAUGGAAGCCCAGCGUAUUCAAACAUCAUCAAGAAGAGCAGCAGAGAGGUCAGAGCAACAAGACUUGCGUCGUGAACAAAAUCGCAAUCGAAUGGCGGUUAAUCGUCAGAAUACUUCUGAUGCUUACGCACGUAUUGCAUUUAAUUACAGAACAGAUAUGGACUAUGCUAAUGAUAUAUUAGUGGCAAUUGGUCCCAUGAAUGUAGAAUGUAGCCAAUAUUGUAAUGCACACAGGUACAAAAAUGAAGCUCCUGGAAUGUGUUGUUCAAACGGUAAAAUUGUUUUGCCAGAUAUGCUUCCACCACCAGAACCUUUAAAGUCACUGAUUUCAGGAACUAGCGAGGAUUCUCGAAAUUUUCUUAGUAACAUAAGAAAAUAUAAUUCGUGUUUUCAAAUGACAUCAUUCGGAGCUACUAAAGUAGUUCGAGAUAAUUACAUGCCAACAUUUCGUGUGCAAGGACAAAUAUAUCAUCUAAUGGGAUCAAUUUUGCCAAUUCCAAAUGAAGAGCCCAAGUUUCUUCAAAUUUAUUUCAUGGGACAGGCAGAUGAUAAUGUUCAGGUACAACAACGGCAGCAUUAUAACCCUGGAACAAAGCAACGUAUUGUAGCUGAAUUACAGGUAAUGUUUCAUGAAAACAACGAAUUAAUAAGGACCUUUAAGCAAGCCAAAGAUGACCCGCGAUUAUGUACAGAUGACCACGUCAUAGCGAUUCAUGCUGAUAAAACACCAGCUGGACAACACCAAGGACGUUACAAUGCACCCACAAUGGACGAUGUGGCAAUUCUAAUGGUUGGUGAUCCAAUAGCCCCACGUGAUAUUAUUAUUCGUAGACGUGACGAUCGAACAAACAGGAUAGCUGAAACUCAUCGUUCAUAUGACGCACUUCAGUAUCCAAUUAUAUUGCCAUAUGGGGAAGAUGGAUAUCAUUUUGAGUUACGGCAAAUUAAUCCGGCAACAAAUGUAACAACAAGGAAAAAAGUGAGUGCAAUGGAUUUCUAUGCAUAUCGCAUAAUGAUACGCCAAAAUGUGAAUCACGUUCUAAAUUGCCGGGAAUUAUUUCACCAAUACAUUGUAGAUAUGUACGCGAAAAUUGAAACGGAGCGAUUAUUAUACAUACGCCGUAAUCAAGCUAAAUUACGAGUGGAUAAUUAUAUUCAUCUUAGGGAUGCGUUAAAUAAUCAAAAUGAUAUAAAUCCCAAUGAACUUGGCCAAGCCAUAAUUCUACCAGCAACUUUCACAGGCAGCCCACGUCAUAUGCAGGAAUAUUGUCAAGAUGCAAUGACGUAUGUUCGAUCAUAUGGACGCCCAGAUCUGUUUAUUACAUUUACAUGUAAUCCCAAGUGGAAUGAAAUUAUUUCUGAAUUGUCCAAUGGCCAAAAAUCAGCACAUCGACAUGACAUAACAGCACGAGUGUUUAAACAAAAAUUAAAAUCUCUUAUGGAUUUCAUUUUAAAAUGUCAUGUAUUUGGAGAAACACGGUGCUGGAUGUAUUCUGUCGAAUGGCAGAAACGUGGAUUGCCACACGCUCAUAUUUUGAUUUGGUUGGUUGAAAAAAUUACACCUAAUCUUAUUGAUAAUAUAAUUUCUGCAGAGAUACCCGAUCCAAACAUUGAUCCAGAUUUGCACGAAAUUGUAAUUAAAAAUAUGAUUCAUGGUCCAUGUGGAAUCAUUAAUACACAUUCUCCAUGCAUGGUUGAUGGAAAAUGCACAAAGAAAUAUCCACGUCAAUUGCUUCCACAAACAAUCUCGGGAAAUGAUGGAUACCCACUUUAUCGCCGACGUUCUGUGGAUGAUGGUGGCCAAACAAUUUCAGUAAAGAUAAAUGAAAAUGAUGUUGAUGUUGAUAAUCGCUGGAUAGUGCCUUACUGUCCAUUGCUUUCAAAAACCUUUAAAGCGCAUAUAAAUGUGGAGUAUUGUCAUUCUGUAAAGUCUAUCAAAUACAUCUGCAAAUAUGUAACUAAAGGGUCGGAUAUGGCUAUUUUUUCGUUGCAAAAUCCAAACGAUGAAAUUACUCAGUAUCAGAUGGCCAGGUACAUUAGUAGCAAUGAAGCAGUUUGGCGAAUUUUAGGAUUUCCUAUUCAUGAACGGCAUCCCACAGUUGUUCAUUUAUCAGUACAUCUUGAAAAUGGACAACGAGUUUAUUUUACAGAAGGAAAUGCGCGAGAGAGAGCAACAGAACCACCGGCUACAACACUAACUUCAUUUUUUGAUCUUUGCAGAAUGGAUUUAUUUGCUAAAACAUUGCUGUAUUCAGAAAUUCCAACGUACUAUACGUGGAAUGCAUCAACAAGGAAGUUCCAACGUCGUAAGCAAGGGAAACCUGUUGCAGGAUGGCCAAAUUUAUAUUCAACAGAUGCAUUAGGUAGGGUGUAUACUGUCCAUCCCCAAAAUUCAGAAUGUUUUUAUUUAAGACUGCUUUUAAUUAAUGUUCCAGGACCAACAUAUUUUGAGAACUUGCGUACUGUUGAUGGCGAAAUAUGUGCAACGUAUCGAGAGGCAUGCCAAAAACUACAAUUAUUGGAGAACGAUAGUCAUUGGGAAACCACGCUUGCAGAUGCAGCGGCAAUCAACCAUCGUUCGAAAAUAAGAACGUUAUUUGCAAUAAUAUUGGUGCCUUGCUCACCAGCCAAUCCAAAAGAACUAUGGAAUAAAUUCAAAACAUAUAUGGCUGAAGAUAUAUUACACCGGGAGAGAGUUACCACAAACAACGCUACAAUUGAACUCAACGAAAGAAUGUAUAAUGAGGCAUUAAUUUUACUGGAAGACAAAUGUUUGGAGAUAAAGAAUGUCGCACUCAUUGACGUUGGAAUGAUUUCCCCGAUUCGGUCAAGAACUGAUGCACAUGAUCAAGAUUUGCGACGAGAAAGAGAUUACAACACCCAAGAUUUGGAAAGUUUACUGGGAGAAAAUUUACCACAUUUACAACAAGAGCAGAGAAUAGCAUACAAUACUACAAUGGCAGCAAUAUCAAACAAACAUGGAGGACUGUAUUUUAUUGAUGCACCCGGAGGAACUGGAAAAACUUUUUUGAUUUCAUUAAUUUUGGCAAAAGUUCGAUCGCAAAAACAUAUUGCAUUAGCUAUUGCAUCAUCUGGCAUUGCAGCAACACUCUUAGAUGGUGGCAGAACAGCACAUUCUGCACUCAAAUUACCAUUGAAGCCUCAAUUUUACGAAGAUUACACAUGCAACAUAAAGAAAAAUUCUUCUAUGGGUAAAGUACUGCAACAAUGUGAAAUCAUAGUAUGGGAUGAAUGCACCAUGGCGCACAAAAAAUCUUUGGAAGCCCUUGAUCGCACUUUACAGGACUUAAGAAGUAAUAACAAAAUAUUUGGAGGUGCAUUAGUUCUAUUAGCUGGCGAUUUUCGUCAAACGCUUCCGGUAAUACCGGGAUCAACGCCAGCUGAUGAGCUAAAUGCAUGUCUAAAAUCAUCAUACCUUUGGAAACAUGUUCACACACUAAAAUUGACGACUAAUAUGCGUGUUCAGUUGCAACGUGAUGCUUCAGCUUCAACUUUUUCCAAACAAUUACUGGAUUUAGGGAACGGUAAAAUGCCAAUCCAUCCCACAACAAAAUGUAUAACAUUUCCAUCUGACUUCUGCAGGAUGACGCAAUCUAUACAAGAGUUAAUAAAUUGCGUUUUCCCCAAUAUCGGACAAAAUUUUAAAAACAAGCAAUGGUUAUGUGAACGCGCGUUACUGGCAGCCAAAAAUAUAGACGUUAACUCCAUCAACAGCAACAUUCUGAAUACCAUCGAUGGUAAUCUAAAAAUUUAUAAAUCAAUCGACACUGUUACAAAUAUUGAGGAUGUCGUCAAUUAUCCAGUAGAAUUUUUAAAUUCGUUAGAUUUGCCGGGCUUUCCACCACAUGACUUGCAGUUGAAAAUUGGUGCUCCUAUUAUUUUACUAAGAAACAUUGAUCCACCACGACUUUGUAAUGGCACUCGACUUAUAGUAAAGAAAUUAAUGAACAAUCUAAUCGAGGCGACCAUUAUAACUGGAAAGUACAAUGGAUCAGAUGUAUUGCUGCCACGUAUUCCGAUGAUAACUUCGGAAAUGCCAUUUGAUUUUAAGCGAUUGCAGUUUCCUAUUCGCCUAGCAUUUGCAAUGACAAUUAAUAAAGCUCAAGGUCAGUCUUUGCAAGUUUGUGGACUAAAUCUAGAAAAUCCAUGUUUUUCACAUGGACAGCUUUAUGUUGCAUGUUCGCGAGUGGGAAAACCCACAGACUUAUAUGUAUAUGCACCAGAAGGAAAAACCAAAAAUAUUGUAUAUCCUAAGGCAUUAGAAUAAAAAAUAAUUAAUAAAAAUAAUGUAUAUAUCAAACAUUAAAUAAAAAAUGUUUUUCUAUAAACUUCUAUAUUUAACAUUAAGGUUAUAAAUAAGAAACAAAUA